UAGACGGUUGACGGAUCUAAUCAGCCGAGGCUCAGCAGCCUUCCCUGUCAACCCAUGCAGGUGCGGCCGGCCGCCGUAGAACAUGACGCGCCGAUCAGAGAGCUUGGAAUAAAUCGCAACUAUCAAAUUCAACGACUAAUUACGACAACGUGAAGCUGCAGAUUACGCUGCUUUCUCGACCGGGACACGUAAUGUAGGGGACGAUGUCGGGGGUAAAAACUCGCAUCUCAGACCCUGCGCCCCUCGACUAUGAAACUCCUCCCUUCCCAUCGCUGUACUGGCCAUUGAAUGCGAGGCCCGGAGUUGCCAGCUACCUCUAUUACACCAAAGACAUCUGGCGCUUCACCCUCAUCUGGACGCUCAUCUUCUACGCCGCAUUCCACAUCGCAACCGCUGCGCUCGCGGUGUGCAUGCAAGUAGGGAAAGGUAAAAGCGCGUUUAAAUGGGUCUGGAGUAUCCCGAUCGCAUAUGCUGUUAUUGCGGGGAUUGAAGCUAUGCUUGCUGGGAGCAUUGUGGGUUUGAUAUUGGGCGCGGUUUACGAUGCAGGAUACUUCCGCAUGUCGACAUGGAUACCCUUCGUAUGGUCUCUGAUCAAUGUCUUGGUAUUGAUUCUAUCCGCCUUCUCUAUUCAAGGCGCUCUAUGA
Molecule: messenger RNA, 644 nt
Organism: Pseudogymnoascus destructans
Lineage: Eukaryota; Fungi; Ascomycota; Leotiomycetes; Thelebolales; Thelebolaceae
Exons: 3
Coding region: 204-644 (146 amino acids)
Source: RefSeq, a predicted model, not a curated record